AUGUCGGACACGCUAUUGACGUAUCUACGCGCCAGUUUGCCCGCCGAAGUCGCCCGGCUAGCGGGAACACAUCUGAAGCACCUCGAAGAAGGCGAGUACAAGACAUUACUGGAAUCUGAAGAAGCUCGUAUAUUGCUUGGCCAGGAGAAUGACACAGAAUUGUCGUCUAUCACACCGGAAGACUUCAAAAGCUGGAACGAUUUUGUAUUCCAUCGCCUGGGGGCCUUCUGUGGAAACAGGACACAGCCAGAAAGACAGGUCAUUCUCUUCUGCAUAGGAUAUGCUGCAUUACUAGCCUUCGUGCAGGCGAACGUGACUGGACCACCUCUGGAGUUCCAGCCAUCCGCGCUUGUAUUGCCCCAGACCGAUGGCUCUGGUCACGACAGUAGGCAAAAAGUAAGGCAACAACUGUUAUCCAGUCUCACAGUAGACGGCAUUGCUCCUUACAAAUUGACGCCGCACAUCGAGCUUCUCUGUCUUGCUGAUGCGGUCAUGACAUGUCCAGCAGUACUGAAGAAUGUCAAAGCAGCGAGAUGGGCGAAGAUCAGAGUCGCCUUCCUGCAGCAAAGACUGUUGUCGGAAGUUUCCUCGACCCUGCAGAAUGUCAUAUACGACGACAUUGAGCUUCUCCUCGAGGACUUCAAAACGUACAGUGGCGAUCGAGCAAACCUUGAAGCAGAAUUUCUGCUCGAGCGGGCAACGAUCCAUACACAUCACAGCCUGGACAAGUUUGCACGAGCUGACCUUGAUCAAGCCAAGAACGAUCGCAAGUUUGAGUUCGCCCUUACUGGUUUGAUGGGAAAGCGGACGAAGUUUCAACAGAAAGACACAAGCCAGCUUCUUGUGCUCGCGAAGAGCCAUCUUGACACAGAGUCUGCCACGACCGCCGGCGCACAGUCACAAACGACAGCUGAGAACGGUAACGAGGAGAGCACGAGACCUGCCAACCUGGAUCUCAACGAUGAUACUUUGCUGGAAUCCAUCUCUUUCACAGAAAAGCCGUCCGAGGCGCCACUUGCCGAGUUCAAAGAUCGCGAAGACUUGCCGCCCUCGUUGAGAGAGCUAGAUCCAUCGGACCAGCCUCAGCUACAACCACUAGAUUCCAUCAUAUUACUGUCACUUGCAUCCUCCAUCAAGAACACGUCGCCUGAGGAUGGCUUGACUAGGGAGGAGACUUUGCCAUACGCAACUCGCGUUCUGGAAGGAGGCAGUUCCAACUGGCAAGUCUAUACACAAGCGCUGUUGGUACGAAGCAGGAUUGAAGGGUACAGGUCGCGGACAGUUGAGCGUGGGCUGCUUCAAUUGCAGACACUAGUCGACCAAGUAAUCGCCGAUACCGCCACUGAAGGUUCAUCAGGGGAGGAGGGUACCGAAGUGUCUGCGCCGAAAACGACAUCUUUCCUACCCAAGGCAAAGGAGUCAGAGAGUGCCCCUGUUGCCGAGCGCAUCAGGUACAUAUUUCAGCUUGCAACACCCACUAGGUGGGAGCUCGAGGCAGAGCUUGCGACUCGUUGGGUACAGCUAGGGGGAUUGAGAUCUGCUCUGGAGAUCUAUGAGAGACUCGAGAUGUGGGCAGAGGCCGCUUUGUGUCACGCAGCAACGGAGCGUGAAGAUAAAGCCAAGCGUAUCGUGGGACGGCAGCUCUUCUAUGCCACCAAUGAAGGUCCGGACACACCAGCAAGUGAGAUCAGUGACGAGGAGGAGUGGACAGGACCUGCUCGUGAACCGCCACCGCUCGACGCGCCACGGCUAUAUUGCAUUUUGGGCGACAUCGAUCAGUCAAUUGAGAUGUACGAGAAGGCAUGGGAAGUGUCGAACGAACGUUAUGCCCGCGCACAGCGUUCCAUCGGACGGCACUUCAUCCAAGCCGGCAAUAUGGUCCGCGCAGCAGAAGCUUACAGCCGGAGUCUGAAGGUCAACCAGCUGAAUCAACAGAGUUGGUUUGCACUAGGCUGCGCUCUUCUGGAACUCGCACAGUUCUCCAAAGCAGUCGAGGCCUUCUCCCGUUGCGUACAACUCGACGAGACGGACGCCGAAUCAUGGUCAAAUCUUGCCGCUGCCCUCCUCCACACCGACCCAGAGGAUGAAGCACAUCCUACCGAGUCAGUCAAGCUGGAUGACGAGGAUGAAGCGGUCACGUCAACAACGACCGCCGCAGAACGCGCACAAAACAUCCGGAUCGAGGCUCUGAAAGCCCUCAAACGUGCCGCCUCCCUCAAACACGACUCGUUCCGUAUCUGGGAGAACGUCCUCAUCGUGGCUGCCUCCAUCCGGCCGGAACCCGAUUGGACUUCCAUCCUCUCAGCACAAAAGCGCAUCAUCGAUAUUCGCGGACCUGCCGACGGCGAGAAAUGCAUUGACAUUGAGAUCAUGACGAAGCUCGUAAACCACAUCAUUGCCACAAGCGAUACAUACGACCCCUCUCAACCAGGUCUCACCCGUAUGGUGGUCAAGUUCGUCGAUGAGACCGUGGUGCCCCUGAUCACAAGUUCCGCCGAACUCUGGCAUAUUGUCGGCAAACUUGCAUUGUGGCGAAACAAGCCGUCAACAGCUCUCGAUGCGGAGGAGAAAGCUUGGAGGGCGGUAACGAGUCAGCCGGGUUGGGAGAGUGAUAGCGAGGCGAAGUGGAACAAUGUCGUGGAUGCCACUGUGAGACUGGUCGAUGCGUAUGAGAGUCUGGGUCAGAGGGAGAGGACGGAGGGCAUGGCUGCAGGAUCUGGAGAGUUAGUGGCGAAGGAUUGGAAGUUCAAAGCUAGGACUGCCAUAAGGGGUAUUCUUGGAAAGGGAAAGGAUGCUUGGGAGGAUGGCACUGGCUGGGAGAAGUUGAAGGAGAGUAUGGAGGGGUUGAGGGGUUGCAGUCUGGCUCUGCAUGCCGGUCCAAUAUGA
Fulvia fulva is the source of this 2886-nucleotide messenger RNA. Its product is annotated as TPR repeat-containing protein. The coding region runs from base 1 to 2886 and encodes 961 amino acids. The transcript has a single exon. The record is from RefSeq and is a predicted model, not a curated record. NCBI's taxonomy places the organism in Eukaryota, Fungi, Ascomycota, Dothideomycetes, Mycosphaerellales, Mycosphaerellaceae. Gene Ontology annotation, molecular function: protein binding.